AUAAAUACGCGCAUAAAAAUAUGAAAAAUUGUUUAAAAAUUAUUUUCCCACAGUUUUCUUUCAUUAUAGUGGCUAAAUAGUCUAAAAUAAAGUAAAAAAAUAAAAAUUCCUUCGACGUAUGCAUAACCAUCAAAUUCCAACCGCGAUAAGAGAGUGUAAUGGUCGCGAGGACGUCGCAGAAUAUUAUCCACGAUUAUCAUGCACGCAGGGCGGUGAUGAGCGCGAAUUUCGUGGGUGGCGGACGAGAAAUGUGUUCCUCUUGACCGAGGCGAUUUUAAGGCACGUGAAAGAAAAAUGUGAGAAACAACGCGCGCAAAAUGUGGAAUCCAGACAUGAAGAAAAUGAUUACUCUUAAUCACAGCAAGGAGGGACAGGAAAAGUCCAAGAAAAUCUAUAGAUCAAUUAGUGAACGCGUCAAGACAUUGGACGACACCCGCGGAUGCGCAACCAGCAUAAAAGAUUUAUUUCAACCAUCGGUGCAGAUUCAACGCAGCCGUCUCCAAGAAUACUGCGAGCGUUUAAUUUUUUCCGAACCGCUCUCAUUCGGCCUGAAAGCAGAAGAACUCCUCUGGCGUAAAGUCUACUACGAGGUAAUCGCCACAGCCAAACGCUUGAAAAAAACCGAAUACAACAUCGAAGAGAAAUCCGCACUGAUCAACCACAUCAAUGCCGGCAUUGGCCAUUAUCACCACUACAUAUCACGGCUGCAAACCGAGUUUGAAAUCUCAUUCGAGUCGCAAACCACGAUUGAUUUCUACAUCAUCAAUCAAAAAUCCACCAAAAGAUCAGACUUAUCCAAUAAAAAGAAAGAAAGCGAUGAGAAUGAACUCGAAGAGUGGUGUUUAUCAUCCGUGCAUAGAUCAUGCAUCUAUUUAGGCGAUUUAUGCCGUUAUAAACUCGAAAUCUACCCGAAUUUUGAUCCGAAUCUAGCGAUUCGUUAUUAUUCACAAGCUUUGCUUAUGAAACCUGAGUUUGGCAUGCCACACAAUCAAAUGGGAACGCUUGCAACGUCUUUAAACCAACAUUUGGAUGCAACUUAUCAUUACAUCCAGUGUUUAAUGUCAAAGAAUAGUUUCGAAGGCACUGAGAAUAAUCUCCAUCGCUUGUUUGAGAAGAACGCGCAAUAUAUCGAGUCACUCCCGGUGGAGACGUCAGAUGGCGCCACGGAUUCCAUCGCGCAACUUGAACCCACGGAACAAGUACGACGGUUUCUCGCUAGAUUCCUGCUGCUUGCGGAUGUUUGGUUCUUUAAUAAAAUCCCACAUAUUUACGACCUAUGCCAUCAAACUAAUCUAGAUCUACAGGAGUGUUUAUCAUUCUUGAGACCUGUAUCGAGUGAAAGUGGAGAUUCACAAAAUGGCGACCAUACUGACACAGAAUCCGUCACGGAAUCACAUGCGGCGUUUCUAACGUCUGAUAUGAUAUUCAAAAUUAUUGUAAUUUGCUUACAGUGUAUUACAAAGUUACAGGGUAGUAAUAAUUCACAUCAGUUAUCGAAUGUGAUUGCAUUUACACUUGCGGUGUACUCACAACUUGUCCAACAUGUCACCGGAAGAAUACAGGAAAGUAUUUUGAAUUCCCCUGCAGGAGAGUAAAAUAACCCGGAAAAAAUUGAAACUUUUCGCGAGGAGACGUAAAAAAUCGGUGAUAAUGAAGAUUCCGAAUCAGAUCCUGAAGUUGAACUAGAUUCGCCUUCUGGGUCUGAAGAUGAACCGGAAGUGGAGCUGUUAGCAUCCUCUUCCGAUGAUGAAUUGGUUGAUGACGAGGAUGAUGACAGAGAUGUUAUUAUUGAAACUAAAGACACAUCAAAGGAAACCCUCGCCAAGUUAAAAUUAAUUGAGGUGAAGGAUGUGCUCGAUAUUAUACUGGAGGAGACCUAUUUGGGGAGUAUAAAGAUAUUAUCGGAUUGGUUGAGGAGUGAUGUGGAUGUUUUACGCAAUUGUGGAAAAAGCACCCGUUCACUCUUCUCACAAUUGGUUUAUUUGUUUAAUUUGAUUAAUAUUGACUUGAAAAAGAUAAAAAACGCUUGUAAGUUGAAUGUUGUACAAACGCCAUUGACAGAGGAUAUUUUAUUGAAAGACAUGGAGGUGGUAGCAUGUGGGCAGCAAGGGUUAGAUUGGAAGAUGUAUGGGAAGAGGCAGGAUGAAGGUUUGGUGCGGAUUUGUAAAUUGAUUCAAUUUGGGCAGUUUUUGGAGGAACAUGUUGAGACUGGAGUUAGUUAUGAUGGAAAGUCAAGGAUGUUCCAUGUGGAUAUGCGAAGUGUUGAUGGAGAUGACAUUUCACCAACAACCAUUGAAGAUUUGGAAGCUUUCGAUGCGAAUUUACCAACGGAAAACAACGCCGGGGCGAAAGUAAACGACCGCGACAACAAGCGGCAGUUGAUGAAGCACAUGGGACAACUGUGGCUGGCUGCCGAGGUGCGGGAUCUUGAGAGUCGCGUUAAGGGCAAGAUGUCUCUCUCGCCGUACUUGGUCGUUGAUGUUGAAGCACUUAUCAAACACAUGGACAUGGUCAAACAGUUAGUCUACUCCCGGAAGUUUCUUAUACUUGUUCCGACUACAGUUUUAUGCGCUCUGGAUGAUUUAAAGAAGAUUAAAUCCGAGGCGCGUGAAGUGAUCCGCUGGUUAGAGUCGCAGUUCCGGCAGGGCAAUCGCUUCUUCCGGUUGCAGCGGCAUCACGAGCGGCUCACUUUACCCCUGAUUAAAUACCCCAAGAAGAAGGAGAAGGAAGCGGUGGUGCAUAUUCAGAUAAUUGAAUGUUGCCACUUCCUCGCCGAGCAGGAAAAACGAGGCGGGGCUAAUUUAGUCACGCUAUUAAUGGGCGGAGCAAUGACUGGGGGUGUCAUGGGUGGAGCUGAUUCCACCAAAGAGUUUAGCUACGUGGGCCUGGCUCAGUCUGUGGGCGUGAAUGUUGAGCUCAUCAGUGAAUUCUACGCAAAAUGGAAGAAGAACUCCAAGGGUGGGAAGGGCAGAUGAUUGAUUAGAUAGAAUUUUGUUUGUUUGAUUUGUUACUUGAUGAAAUAUGCGCCAUAUUGAUUUUUAAUUUUUAAAUAUACCAACGGAUUGUA
Messenger RNA from Dalotia coriaria, 3067 nucleotides. RefSeq names its product Smg5 nonsense mediated mRNA decay factor (gene Smg5). Gene Ontology annotation, cellular component: telomerase holoenzyme complex. Gene Ontology annotation, molecular function: protein binding; telomerase RNA binding; telomeric repeat DNA binding. NCBI's taxonomy places the organism in Eukaryota, Metazoa, Arthropoda, Insecta, Coleoptera, Staphylinidae. The record is from RefSeq and is a predicted model, not a curated record. Gene Ontology annotation, biological process: nuclear-transcribed mRNA catabolic process, nonsense-mediated decay.